This is a messenger RNA of Sesamum indicum (sesame), 1332 nucleotides long. RefSeq lists its product as uncharacterized. The record is from RefSeq and is a predicted model, not a curated record. NCBI's taxonomy places the organism in Eukaryota, Viridiplantae, Streptophyta, Magnoliopsida, Lamiales, Pedaliaceae.
AUCAGCAUAAAAUCACUACAUAGGUUACCCCCUAAGACAAAUAACACCCGAUCCCAAGGUUAGGGCUCGACAGCUGAAACCUUUUAGUUAAAGCCCAUCAUAAGAAGAGAUACCUGGAAUAAUAUCUCUUUACUUUUUCAGGUGUUCCCUUCCCUUUUUUUAGCUUUUGAGUUAGUAACUAUGUAACAGUUGAAAGACACAAACAAAAAGAGAGAAAGAAACUUCAUACUGAUUUCUCGAGUUAAUAAGCAUAUGUAUGUAUGUCUGCAUGCAUGCAUGUAUGUACGUGUCUGAUAUAGACCAUCCCAUCCUUUUACCUUUUCCUUCUUUUUCAUGCAACUUUUCUUCCUAUUUGGGCACCUCCUCUUGCUUGUUGUCUCCAACAACCCAAUUCCUCCUUUCUCAAGUUUUCUUAUAUUCCCAACACAUACCUCUCUUUCAUUCCAUUCUCUCUUCAAUGCAAGAAACCUAUGAUUCUUCACACUUUGUAUAUAAACUCAAGGCAGCGAAUGGAGAUAGUUUCUUCAUCCAAACACCAUCCCGGACUCUCCUGCUCAAUACAACCCGGUUUAUUGUACCGUUGCGAGCAUUGUGUUUUCCAAGGAGGUCGCCAUGGGUGCCAGAACACUUCAGCAUGCCAUGUUCUUUCUCCUCUGUGUUUCCGUUAUCUCAGAUGCAAGCAAUUCAGAAAAAACGUCCUCAAAAGCAAUCAAAGAAAGCAAAAAACUGGACUAUCAAGAAAACGAAAUGCUCUUCCCCCCUCUCACAGUUACCACCCAAAGAGAUACGGCUCCAGGAAACGUUCCUAUUGUGAAUCCAACAACCCCAGGUACAUCUCCUAUCGUAAAUCCAACCAGCCCACCGCCGCCAACCACCACAGGGCCAAACCCAACCACCCCCACAACAUCUGGUGGGGCUUGGUGCGUAGCCAAUCCCACUGCUUCCCAGACUGCUCUACAGGUAGCUCUGGACUAUGCGUGUGGCUAUGGAGGAGCAGAUUGUUCAGCAAUUCAACCCAGUGGAGCUUGCUAUGAACCAAACACAGUUCGUGACCAUGCCUCUUAUGCUUUCAACGACUACUACCAGAAGAACCCAAUUCCCACAAGCUGUGUUUUUGGAGGAACAGCGCAGCUCACUAACACCGACCCAAGCCAUGGGAACUGUAAAUAUGCAUCAUCCACCAGCACUCCGACAAUAACACCCCCAUCAACACCCACAGUUCCAAUGACACCACCCAGCACAACUACGCCAGUCAAUCCUUACUCACCAGGAGGAAAUGGUUAUGGUUCAGAACCAGGGACAGGGUAUGAUUAUGGUUCUGGACCAACGGGU